Molecule: messenger RNA, 4379 nt
Organism: Agelaius phoeniceus (red-winged blackbird)
Lineage: Eukaryota; Metazoa; Chordata; Aves; Passeriformes; Icteridae
Gene: IQUB
Product: IQ motif and ubiquitin domain containing
Biological process (GO): flagellated sperm motility; cilium assembly
Cellular component (GO): proton-transporting V-type ATPase complex; motile cilium; acrosomal vesicle
Molecular function (GO): ATPase activator activity
Source: RefSeq, a predicted model, not a curated record
UGUUUGAAUCACAAACCUGAAAGUAUUAAAAACAGGAGUAACUCUCAAGUUCAGGCGAAGGAAGUUGGUGUUCUGAAAUCCCCCUGCUGUCGGGGAGCAGCGUCAGCCCGAGCGGGAAGUGCGGCUGUGCGCAGAGCCGCGCUGUCCGUGUGCAGCCCCGGAGCCAUGGCGCGGCUGUGCCCCGCUGCUCCAGCCCUGCUCCUGGGCUCCCUUGCCCUGCUGCUCCGCGCGUCCCUGGCCGUGCAUCAUGUGCCCAUGCUGCUUUGGUCAACUCGGAGAUCACAGUGGAAUCCAGACACUGCAGUGCAUGAAGGAAAAGUUGUCUCAGAACAGGAGCUGACAGCACUCUUGCAACCCCUUCUUGCCCAGAACUCCAGAAAUCUCAUCUUGUUCCUGCAAGAUAGGCUUAGCAUAGAUGACUUCACAUACUUCAGUGAAUCCUAUGGCAACAAGAAUCCAUUUCAAAAUGUUCAGGAAAUUCUUCAGUCUUCUCCUUCAUCUUUAGUUUUGCCAGCUGUUGACUGCAAGGCUACCAAGUAUCUCCUGAAUGUUCUUCAAGAAUCUGGAGAUUGGAAGUUAACAAAUGUAACCAAUCUCAAUGUCUCUCAGCUGGAAGUGAAUGCAUCUAACCCAAACUUACUGGUGGUUCAGCUACUACCACUUGCCAGUGAUUUAAAAGAGAUUUCCACCCUGGAAGCAAUUGCUGAAAAUGACAAAAUAAUUGGAAGAGUGACCAUGGAUCUGCAGGAACGAGGGAUUCAUUUUUCAGUCAUUUACACUGCAGUGAGACCUUCAAGGAUUUCUAGAAGAACUGAUGUGGUGGCAGAAUUAAGACGACAAUUAAUGGCUGCUGAGGAAGAAGAAAGUUCAUCAUAUCCUCCUCUGAAUGUAACCAUUGGAAAUGAUACAUGCAUCCUUUUUUAUGCUAGUAAUUUCAGCCUCAAAGCCAACAAUUCAGUUUUAAUAGAUUUGACAAACGCAACAUUUUUAGCACAGAACGUGGAUAUUUCUGCCUCUGAGUGCACAGACAGCAACACAACACUGUCAUUAAAAUACACAAGACCAGUGAAUGGAAUCAGCAGCCUAGAGAUAAGGUUUUUAAUGACCAACAAGUUCUAUGAAGUCUCGGCUAGAAGAUGGUCCACUUUAGGUUCAGUUGAGAUUGUACAAGAUGGAGACAAGUUAGCUAAAUUUAUUGUUUCUGGCAUCUCUGCCCCUGCAGAGUAUUCAUUUCAUUGUCAGCUGGUGGGAACUAGCAAUCUCUAUCCUGCAAGGCUGGAUAGACAUCCAUCCAACAAUGAGGCAAAAAAUUGGGAUGUUUUCAUUUCCAAUUUGCAAAUUCAAGGCUUCAACAUUAUAAACAACCAGUUUUCCUAUGCAAGUGACUGUACAGGUUUCUUCACUCCUGGAAUUUGGAUGGGCUUGGUGACAUCUAUAAUUUUACUGUGGAUCCUGACCUAUGGCAUCCAUAUGAUCAUGCAGCUCACAACAAACAACAGAUUUGAUGAUCCCAAAGGUCCAGCUCUAUCAGUUCCUCAGACAGAAUAGCCAUGGAUUGACUUAAAGCUACUGUGGCUUUUCCCAGCCUGGUGUUUAUGAUUUUUAUAACCUUUUUACUUCAAAAUAUGUUUAACUUAAAAAGAUAUCAUAGGAAAACCAGAUAAUGAAACUACAUACAAAAAUGAUCCUUGUGCUUAGCAAUGAUAAUAAUUGUAUCUGUUAUUAUGAUCAUUUGUUAACAGCUUUUUGUGUUAAGGUUCUGAAGUGAGACUGUAGAUUACUCUCUCUGGUUAUUAGAAAGACCAUUGAAAACUUUCUUCAGAUUAACUUCUAUUGGCAAAGAAAACAUACCAAAACACAGAUAAUGGGGAAGGACAAAAUACGUGAUGAGAAAUUAUGCAGUAAAAAUACUGGUCUCUCUAAAGGCUCUUUAACAUCAUGAUGAUGCUACUUCUUAAGACAUUUUAACUGUGUUUUGAAAUUUUUUCUCUUGAGUAAAACAUCCAGAAAUGUACAGAACUAAUAAAGUAUAAGUCACUAAAUAAAUAGUCCUGAGGAGUUUUUUCAAAAUAUAUCACUUUGUUCAGAUGUGGUAUCACAAAGGAGAGUGGGUAGAUUAAGGUUUAGCUUCCAUCUACUGUUAUCUUACACUUUUGAGAAUUAUGUUAAGUAACGCCGACUUAUGUUUGCUUUAGCAGUGGACAGCUGAUGGGAGGGCAGUCAGUGGCAGAGAGGUCCUUGUCCAAACUGAUCACAAAAUUAGAUUUGGUGUCAUGGCAAUGAAUGCAAAUUUUCAAGUAUAGAACCUAUUAUGAUUCUGUCUGCUGGUUCACACAGCAUCUUAACAGAGGUAAGGUAGUUUUCUUAGCCUCCUUCAUUUUCCAGGCAUCUUUGGAAAAGUUAUGAAGUUCACAGUAAAAAAAAAGGAAAAAUGAUAUUAUAUAAAAUCAUUAGAAGCACUGUGUCAAUGUACUGUUUAAGUCUGAGCAUUUUAUGGUCAUUUCAGUGCUUCUAGAAGCCUGAAAAUAUUCACAGUGUUCUUUAUUCUUCUGCAAUUAAUAGAAACACAACAUCUUCUAACUGGGUAAUCUGAUUAUGGAGUGAGUAACUGAAUUUUAUGUAGAACUAGGAAAUAGUAAAAGAGCAGUGGUAAAAUGGUAAAAAUGGUAAAAAUAAGACUUUUAUUCUUUCCUCUGAAAUUUUUUUAUGACUGUGCAUGUUCAAUUAGUAGUUCAAACUCCCAAAAAUAUAAUUUUGACAAAAUUACAGUUCUGAAAUGAGAAAAAUUCUAACUUUUCUGAUCUUGGUCCAUGUCAUAGUACAAUGAUACAGAGGAAAGACAGUUAGAAUCAACUAUUUAACUAGACAGACAGUAGUUUCUACCCAUCAUUUCUGGGUGUCACAUUUUUAUUAUGCAGUCCAAUACGUAGAUUAAAUGUUUUCCGAAGCUAUACCUUCUGAAUAAUUCAAUCCUGACGUGUAAAACAAAAGGAAGUGUCAUACAACUAGCAGAGGUUUCUCCUGUGCUGUAAUAUUUUUCCCAAAUGCUUUUCAGAACUUCAAAAAAUGUAUUUGAUCUACACAGAACCUCUUUGUUAGAAAGACAUAUUUCCUUUGCACAAAUGAGUUGCCAGGAGACAACUGGACUUGUUCUAUUAAUUCUCCCUUUGAAGCAAGCUUGAUAAGUAUGAAUGUGAUAACAGAAAAUUGACAUAAUAGUCAUGUAACUAUUGCUGGAAGAGGGAAAGGCUAUGCAAAGGACUUGAAAACUGCUUUCUUAGGACUUUUAUCUAGCUUCAGUAAAAUUUGGAAAAGAUUUUGUUGAACAGUGGCAAUAACAAGAGCUGAAGGAGAGCUUUACCAGGCUACCUAGCUUAGGAUUCUAUCCCCAGCAGUGGUAUGAGUAUGGAGAGCAUCUCUUAGUGCUCCCUGCAGAUGUUCUCCAUUCUCUACCAUUUAGCUCAGGCACUUCCACAACCAAAAGUGUUGCCUUUGUAUUUAAUAACUCUGGGUAUAGCUACAGCCCAUAAAUUUGUCCGGCCUGCUCUGAAGCCUGUGGGCUGUCAUACAGCUCACAGUGUCCUGAUUAUAGUAUGGCAUGGGAAUGCUUAUAUCCUCUCUUGCUUGCCUAGGAUGGACUCUGGAGAAGAGGGCAAGGAAACAGUCUCAUAUUGACUGUAUCAUGAGGAAAAGAUAAGUCUCUUCCAGAAGAGCUAUUUGAUGUGUUUGGUAUUACACAUUCCAAGGUGAAGGUGAAAGCAUUUUAAAUGGGAAAAGCUUUUUCUUCCUACCUUCUCUCCCAGCAAGGAUACCAUGCUUUGGCAAGUAGGCCCUGUGGGGCAUAUAGUCUGUUUGUACAGCCACUUGGGAUGGCUUUAUAAUGGAAAGAUGAAACCCCAGGCUUAUCCUUGUGAUGUAUAUGCUGGAAAACACUUCGGGAAAAGAAAGGAACUAUCUCCAGCUCUAUCUGUCCUGUGGGCCAGGUGGACAGGGCUCUGGGGACAAUGGCCUGCCUGGAAAGGAACUGCUCUCUGCCCACAUGGAAUGGGUUCACCUUGGCUGGCUGGCAAAUGCCCACCCUGCUGCUCGGACCUCUUCUCACAGGGGCCACCCCUGCUGAGAACACCUGGACAGACAUCCAGAACCCCACCUCAGAGGAACAUGCAGGCUGCUGGAGUGCCAUGCCCUCUGAAACCCCUGGAGCUGCCCAUCACACUCCCUGUGGCUGGAGACAAGGACAACUGAUCACCGUUCAGCAGGGCUGGCUUCCUUCUUUGUAAAUAGGACUUCUGUGCCUCAGGAAAUUCUGGGAGGAUUUUGCACCUGUUUGUGUUUGUUUCCCUUUCUGAAUAAAGUUAAACCCUGUCAGGAGCCUUCCA